Bombina bombina (fire-bellied toad) is the source of this 1413-nucleotide messenger RNA. It is a transcript of the gene ILF2, whose product is annotated as interleukin enhancer binding factor 2. Lineage: Eukaryota; Metazoa; Chordata; Amphibia; Anura; Bombinatoridae. Bases 95 to 1261 code for a protein of 388 amino acids. The transcript is spliced from 15 exons. The record is from RefSeq and is a predicted model, not a curated record.
CCAAUACCUUAGCGUCUUCUUGUCCUAGUAUCGCUGCCUCGCGGCUUGAGUAGUGUCCAUUGUCCCGGAGCCUGAGAAGUAACAGCAAGCAGACAUGAGGGGUGAACGAGGACGUGGACGUGGCCGCUUUGGCUCCAGGGUAGGACCUGGUUCAGGUUUCAGACCUUUCGUUCCACACAUCCCUUUUGAUUUCCAUGUGUGUGAAAUGGCCUUCCCACGAGUAAAACCUGCCCCAGAUGAGGCACCAUUUAAUGAAGCGCUCCUUAAAAGAAACCAAGAUCUGGCUCCCACACCCGCCGAACAGGCUUCUAUUCUGUCCCUUGUAACAAAAAUAAACAAUGUCAUUGAUAACCUAAUUGUGGCUCCUGGAAACUUUGAGGUGCAAAUUGAAGAAGUUCGUCAAGUUGGAUCUUACAAGAAGGGGACUAUGACCACAGGCCACAACGUAGCAGACCUUGUAGUCAUCUUGAAGAUUCUGCCCACUUUGGAAGCUGUUUCAGCUUUAGGAAUUAAAGUUGUGGAAACUCUUAGAACGCAAGACACUGCUGAAGUUCUUACAAUGCUAACAAAUGAUACUGGUUUUGAGAUCAGUUCUGCAGAUGCCACAGUGAAAAUUCUUAUCACUACUGUUCCUCCAAACCUACGCAAACUGGACCAAGAACUGCACUUGGACUUUAAAGUUCUGCAGAGUGCCUUGGCAGCUAUCAGACAUGCUCGUUGGUUUGAAGAAAACGCCUCACACUCAACAGUGAAGGUUUUGGUGCGAUUGCUGAAGGAUUUAAGGGGCAGGUUUGCUGGGUUUGAGCCUUUAACUCCGUGGAUCUUGGACCUCUUGGCACAUUAUGCAGUUAUGAAUAACCCUUCUAGACAACCACUUGCACUGAAUGUGGCAUACAAGCGCUGUCUUCAAAUACUUGCUGCCGGUCUCUUCCUCCCAGGUUCUGUUGGCAUUACAGAUCCAUGUGAAAGUGGGAAUUUCAGAGUUCACACAGUCAUGACACUUGAGCAACAGGAUAUGGUUUGUUAUACAGCCCAGACACUGGUCCGAAUUCUGUCACAUGGCGGAUAUAGGAAGAUUCUUGGUUUUGAGGGAGAUGCUAGUGCUCUUGCCACUGAAAUGUCCACAUGGGAUGGAGUUAUAGUGACCCCUUCAGAGAAGGCCUAUGAGAGACCACCAGAGAAAAAGGAAGGGGAAGAUGAGGAUCAACAAGAAAUAGUUGAAUGUGCUGAGGAAGAAGAAAACAUGGAAACACAAGAGUAACCUCUUUUUAAAAAGGUUGUUUCGUAUCUCUGCAAGGAAGGUCUGAUUGAUGGACCAAACCCACCAUUAUUUCUGAUGUCUGUGUUGUGAUUUUUGUUUUAUAUACUGUAGCUAAACUUUUCUAGCUGAAAAUAAAUUUUUAUUUCCCCGUU